This is a messenger RNA of Nematostella vectensis (starlet sea anemone), 1722 nucleotides long. RefSeq names its product upstream activation factor subunit spp27. NCBI's taxonomy places the organism in Eukaryota, Metazoa, Cnidaria, Anthozoa, Actiniaria, Edwardsiidae. The record is from RefSeq and is a predicted model, not a curated record. The transcript is spliced from 11 exons. The coding region runs from base 55 to 828 and encodes 257 amino acids. Gene Ontology annotation, cellular component: nucleus.
CUUUGCCAGCGGUAUGCGCCGUGGGCUCUGCGCACAUGGGCUACAAAAAGCAACAUGGCGGCCGAAAGUCUCUCAAAAGAGACUCUGCGAAAUGCAAUAAAAGAUAUUUUACAAGACGCGGAAUUGAGUGAACUUACUUCCCGAAUCGUGAGGAGCCGUCUUGAAGAAAAAUUUAGCGUCAGCCUCAAAGAAAGGAAAAAAGAGGUUGAUGCAUUGCUAAUGCAAACUAUCCAGGAAAAGGAAGCCGAGAACACAGACAAAAUAGGAGAGAAAAACAAUGCUGAGAGAAGUGAUGAAGAGAGUGAAAUAAGUGAAAAAGGGGACACUGAAAAAGUAGUACACAAAGCAAGCAAAAAGCGUGUAUUGAAGAAGUCCCCGGCUACACCUAGCAAGAGGUCCAAGCCUAUUAGCAGUGCUGAGGUACCGGAGUCCGACUCUGAUGAGGAUGUAGAUGAUGAGAAAAUUGCAAGGAAGCUGCAUGAGAAUGAAAGAGGCUUAAGAGCCAGGAAACAAUCAGUCAAGAAAGCUCAGAAAACACCACAAAAGAAGGAGCCAUCUGGUACAAAAGGAAAAACAGGUUUUGGCAAGUUGAUGGUGCUGUCUCCUGAGCUGGCUGCUAUACUUGGCCAGGACAAGAUGUCCAGGUCUGAUGUAGUCAAAGGCAUGUGGGCAAUCAUUAAAGAAAGAAAUCUUAUGGAUCCCAAAGAUAAACGAUUUCACAUCUGUGAUGACCAGUUAUUGAAGGUCUUCGGAACAAAAAGGGUAAAGUCAUUUUCAAUGAUGAAGUACCUGAAGCACCACGUCAAAGACCCGUCACUCAUUGCAUGAUUGUCAAAUUGAAUGCUUCGUUCAUUGCAUGAAGAUUAGGUCAUUCACACCAAGAGGUAUGAUUAACAUAGGAAGAACACAAAUAGAGGAGCUUUACUUGUCCACAUUUGUAUGCCAGAUGAUGAGCUCCCAAAUGGCUUUCAAACCUUUUAAGGUAGAAAGACUUUACGUUACUUGUGGAUAGGUGGUUUUGACAGUGUCAAGCAGGAUGCCUUAUCAGGCUUGUAACCAUGAUUUUGAGCUGGGAGGGGUUCUUUACCCAUUUAGCGAACCAUAUUCCCUUAGGUAGCUCGCCUUAGCUUGCAGUGGUGCUUAAUUUACCUUUAUUAGAGCGGACCUUCCAGUCGAGUUGGGGAGGGGGGGGGGGGGGGGAAGGGAGUUCUUCCAAACCCCCACCCCCCGCCCCUGGCUAUGGCCUGCUCAUUCAACUGAGACAACUUUAGUAUUGAGUGCAACAUACUAGAAUAUGAGAUACAGCAAUCUGCAGUAUUGUUUUUAAUCCCCAUACAAUUGUAUUCAAUUUCAUUUUAUCAAUCUAUCUUUUCCAUUCCAUUGUACAGAAUACAUUAUCAGGUUUAUUUCUAAUACUAAGAAUUUCGUAUGUUGCUCAUACUUGGCCUCCCUGCUAACAGUAGUGCGCAUGUGAUGUGUUGGAAGGGAAGUGCCGUGCAAUGGAAGGCUUAAUUUUAUGUUACACAGUACCUGUAACAUCAAACGAUUUUUGUGUCCUUACAUGGAGAGGAAUUAGGUAAAGGAGCUAGGCAUUUGUGUUAAUGCUGUUGAAGUUGGAUGGGUGAAAUACACAACAGACAUAGUAAAUACUAAUGCUUCUUAGCCCUGCAAUAGAUAAAUAUAAACUAGAAAUCCGAAUUAAAGCAGCCAGACUUAAAUUUA